Moneuplotes crassus is the source of this 2093-nucleotide messenger RNA. The record is from the annotation of a GenBank genome assembly. Lineage: Eukaryota; Ciliophora; Spirotrichea; Euplotida; Euplotidae.
AAUUUUCAAAAUGGAAUCGAUUUCAGCAAGUUCUAGUGACGGAGAAUCUCUGUAUGAGAGCACUCUUGAACAAGUGGUAGCUUUUGACAAGAAGAAAAACAAAGUUUAUAAAUCAAAAUCUCAGAACAGUUCGAAAAGACAGAGGAAAAAUCGAAAAUUAAAGCGAAAUUCAAGAAAGAAUUUCAAUUCUGAUGAGGAGUAUUAUAGUGAUCGUAACGAUAGUGAUGAAGAUACUAACGAGCACCACAAUGAAAAGUUUUCAGCAAUAAAUUGCCAUAAAUCAAUUGCUCCAUAUACAAGAAAAAUUACUGGAGGAAACAAUAAGCCUAAGGAGAAUGCUUCUCACAUGGAAUAUAGCAGUGAUUCCUCGGAUAAUGAAGAAGAUACCUCUAGAAACUCAGGUGCUUUGGUCACAUCAGAAGGCAAUACCAACAAAAUAAAUAUCAAAUAAAUACCAGGUGGAAGAGGCAAUGAUCCAGAACUCGGUCAUGAGAGAGAGCCAUCGCAAAAAAAUGCAAAGAAAGAGUCGUAAGGCAAGACAAGGAAUGAAGGGUCAUAGCAGACUUGAACCCACUAAGAAGAGGAAAUACAACUUCACAUUCUCCUCUGAUGAUGAAGAGGAAGAAAAGCAAGGGAAAAUAAAGCAAAGGGAUGAAUCCAUCCUCGAAAUUGACUCAUAUGAAAACCAUGAGCUUACACAAGAUAGUUCUACAGGGAAAAUUUUUAAGCGGAACCUUUCCCUUCUUGUUUUCAGAAAGGAUUUUGACGGGAUCUCUCAACAGUAUGAGCAUGGCUUUAUCACACAAAAGGAUUUAAUCAAGAAAGAUCAUAGAGGCAAUAACCCGUUGCAUCUAGCAGCUAAGCUUAGUAAGCUAGACGAAGAGUAUCUCCUCAUCACUGAAUAUUUACUCGAAAUCGGAGGCAAUCAUAAAGAGAAAGAUAGCGAUGGCUGGGAGAUGACUGACGAGGCUAUCAACAAUUCCAAUAUUCGGCUACUAGAAAUCAUCUAUGACUUCUGAGUUAAGAGGAAGAAGAGCCAGAUUGCAGAACGUCAACAAAUUAUUAAUAAUCUCAAGAGUAUUCCUGACUUUUACAUGGAAUUAAAAUGGGAGUUUAACAGUACGGUUAUCCCAUUUUUCUCUAAAUUUACUCCAAAAGAUACAUACAAAAUAUGGAAAUAUGGAAGCAGCUUGCGGCUGGACUUCACCCUGGUUGGGAUUGAGAAGCUAAAGGGCAAACGAAGAGACAUGAGCAUCAUCUUCAGAGAUGCACCUAGCGCAGACGACCCUUAUAAGGACUGCUAUGUUCUCCUACUUAAUAAGGAUAAAGGUAUCGUUGUUGAUCCUAUUGAAGACCAAGAUUACGAGGAGAAGGUAGCUGUUCUUCAAGAUAUCAUGAACUCAGAAUCAGUCAAAGCUGAUAUUGAGAUGUCUAACUUAGAAUUCAGGCCAGUAACUAAUAUGUGGGGAAGCCAGAAAACCUCAAAACUCAACGGCUCUAAAUGCUCUGAAUUCAAACUCGCCUUUGAAAGUAAAAAGAGGUUAGAAAAUAAAGGAACAGAUAUCUUUCAGUGGAUUGAAGACGAAUAUUUUGAUACUAAAAUAACUCAAGAAGAUCAUGUGAACAGAGUCUUACAACAAAAUCCAGAUCUUGAGAUACGAGAGCCAAAGGUUCAGAACAAGACAGAAAAGCGAAGUGCUUAUUUCUGGCUUGAUCCAAACUUUGAUUUAACCUCCCGGCAGUUCUUUAGUAUUCUCGAAACUCUACAAAAUGGAGGGAGCAUCGGGAUCCAAAAGUUGUACGACUUUCUUCAGCAUGAAGAGAUAAAUACCAGUUUACAGGAAAAUGGGUUUCCUGUAAAGAUAUCGAUUCCUUUUGGAUACACAAUCAAUGCUAAGAUGUCGUUAAACAAUUUCGAAUUCAUUGAGCAAGAUGCUACCUCUCAGCCUCAUUUGUUGCCAGAUGGCUGUGAAGACAUAUCAGAAGUUUUCAAGAUCAGUGAUGACUUAGUCAAAGUGUCCCGGAAAGAAGGCAUGAAGACCAUGAAGAAUAAAAGUAAAAGGCUUGCUUUUGCAGGUUUCAUAUACUCUUAA